Messenger RNA from Auxenochlorella protothecoides, 201 nucleotides. RefSeq lists its product as hypothetical. The transcript has a single exon. NCBI's taxonomy places the organism in Eukaryota, Viridiplantae, Chlorophyta, Trebouxiophyceae, Chlorellales, Chlorellaceae. The record is from RefSeq and is a predicted model, not a curated record. The coding region runs from base 1 to 201 and encodes 66 amino acids.
AUGGCAAGGGGCAGCACUGCAUUCCACUGCCUUUGCUUGAUACCCACAAAUCCUGUUUGCACCUGCCGCAACUGGCCGUCCGCGCCGUCCAGCAGGGCGUCUGCCACCGCCGGGUCCAGGGUCAAAGAGGCCAGGACCUCCAGCAUGCACAACACCUCGUCCAGUCGGGGCUGGCCGCUGGGUCCGCCAUACCUACAUUGA